UACUGUAAUGCUGCGCUGGAGAGGUCCGAUCGUCGUCCUGUGCUGCGCUCAUCCCAUUGGCUCACUCUCUCAAUGAAUGUGUAUACAAGGCAGAGCUGAGCAGUGUGCUCACUAAGUGCUCAGCACAGACAACGUCUGCACUUCCCAGGUAGCUCCACUUGCUGCCAAGCUCUAAACACAUCGGAAAACUUCCAGGCUACAGGGAAACUAUACUGGGGGCUAACAUGGACAGGAAUGAGCCUUUUAUAUGGAAUAACUGAGACUGCAAAGGGAAGGAGCAUCAGCAUCCUCUGGAUCCAUCAUUUGUCUUUUCUGGAUGAAGCUAAGAAUGAGGACUGUGAUCAGCAAGUGGUAAUCCUAACAUGCAUUUAGGACUUCCCUCUGCACCCUCACUGCAAUGGGAAAGCUUGAUCACGAGGGCACCAACUUGCCAGCCUCCCAUGCCUACUGACUGUGAUGGAAGAACUUGAUAGUAAUGUGAGGCCACAUGAGGGAUUCGGUGUGGGGGAGAAGAUAGUUCUCAUCACCUUCAUCUCAACAGUAAUUCUGAUGACCACUCUCGGUAACCUUCUAGUGAUGGUGGCCGUAUGCCGGGAUAGGCAAUUGAGGAAAAUAAAAACCAAUUACUUCAUUGUGUCACUUGCAUUUGCUGACUUACUGGUGUCAGUAUUAGUGAUGCCAUUUGGAGCCAUUGAGUUAAUCCAGGACAAGUGGAUUUAUGGGGAGAUGUUCUGCUUAGUACGGACCUCACUUGAUGUUCUCCUAACCACAGCUUCUAUCCUGCACCUCUGCUGUAUUUCACUAGACAGAUACUAUGCUAUCUGCUGCCAGCCUCUGGUUUACAGGAACAAAAUGACCCCUCUGAGGAUAGCAUUGAUGCUUGGUGGUUGUUGGAUUAUCCCAACAUUUAUUUCAUUCCUCCCAAUUAUGCAAGGAUGGAACAGCAUAGGCAUUCUGGACUUGAUAGAAAAGAGAAAAUUCAGCAAAGACUCAAAUUCAACAUAUUGUAUUUUUAUGGUGAACAAGCCCUAUGCUAUAACAUGUUCCGUGGUAGCUUUUUACAUUCCAUUUCUCUUGAUGGUGCUUGCUUACUAUCGAAUUUAUGUCACAGCGCGAGAACAUGCCAGGCAGAUUGGAGUAUUACAGCGGGCAGGAGCGCCAGCAGACCAUCGACAUCAUCAUCCUGAUCAGCACACCACUCACAGGAUGAAGACAGAGACCAAAGCUGCUAAGACAUUGUGCAUUAUAAUGGGCUGUUUUUGCCUGUGCUGGGCACCAUUUUUUAUCACCAAUGUCAUUGACCCUUUCAUAAACUACAGUGUACCAGGGCAGCUUUGGACAGCUUUUCUCUGGUUAGGCUAUAUUAAUUCAGGGUUGAACCCUUUCCUCUAUGCCUUUUUGAACAAGUCUUUCAGGCGUGCCUUCCUCAUCAUUUUGUGCUGCGGAGAUGAGAAGUACAGAAGGCCUUCCAUACUAGGGCAAACCGUCCCCUGUUCAACCACAACAAUUAAUGGAUCCACACAUGUUCUGAGAUAUACAGUUCUAUAUAAUGGACAUCACCAGGAGCAAGACAAACUUCCUAUCCAUAUUGAUCCAGAGUCACAAGAAUCUUGUUUUUAGUUAGCAGCAUACAAACCCGAAGCCCAAAUUGGUGGAAUCCAAAGCUAAAGCCAAGCAUAUGACGUUAACAUCCUGUUAUUAAUUCGCCUAACUGUAGAGGUGGAAUCAAAGUCAAUUGCAGAAUUACAAUGUAUUACAUCUGAGGUGGAGUUCAUUGAAGACCAUGCAUAUUUUCUCUCCAGAAGCUUUUGUUCCACACUACUAUUCAGACAAAUGUUCUCCAAACACCUCGGUCAGACAAUCCACAUAUUCUGUUUGCUACAAUAAAUUUUCUAUACUAAUGCUUAGAGGUUUAUACUUGUAGCGUAAGAUUGUGAAGGCCAAUGAGAAUCCUAAAUUGGGUGUGCCUGAACCUACACAGGAAUACCAACCAAAGACUGGAGGCUGGAUAAUCAGAAGGUUUAUGUUUUUAUAUGUAAAAUAAAAUAUAUACAUAUAUGUAUUGUGUGUAUACAAGUAUGCACAUGUAUACUUCCCAGUGCCUAAUCUUAAGGGUAACUGUAAUACAGGCAUUGUGUCUACAGAGAUCAGACAGGAGAACAUCCAUUAUUGUGUAUUAUAUGGUGUAUCUGCAUGUACCUUUUUCAGCCUGACAUCAUUCAUGUUAAAUUGGUGGGUAAGAUGGCAUUCCCAUCAUUUAUGCUUGUACAGUUUGGCUGAUCAGCAAUUGUUUCAUCUGCAGUAUCUUCCAAGAGCUUCCGUGUUCUUUGUUUAAAAAAAAAAGCAGCAAAAAUAGGUCCGUGAUUAUUUAAAGGUCAGUUUGACUUCCACAAAAAAA
Molecule: messenger RNA, 2398 nt
Organism: Rana temporaria (common frog)
Lineage: Eukaryota; Metazoa; Chordata; Amphibia; Anura; Ranidae
Gene: HTR4
Product: 5-hydroxytryptamine receptor 4
Exons: 7
Coding region: 457-1620 (387 amino acids)
Biological process (GO): regulation of appetite; chemical synaptic transmission; adenylate cyclase-activating adrenergic receptor signaling pathway
Cellular component (GO): plasma membrane
Molecular function (GO): G protein-coupled serotonin receptor activity
Source: RefSeq, a predicted model, not a curated record